Molecule: messenger RNA, 1689 nt
Organism: Arabidopsis arenosa
Lineage: Eukaryota; Viridiplantae; Streptophyta; Magnoliopsida; Brassicales; Brassicaceae
Source: the annotation of a GenBank genome assembly
ACAAGAUUCGCAACAACAACAAUGCCAAGCGUCAAGCUCAAACAUCAUUCUCCAUCUGACACCAUUUCCUCUUCCUCCUCCGACUCCGUCCGUCUCCUUUCUCGCGAAACUCUCCGCAUCAGCGCCUCUCUCGCUUCUCCUCCCGUUGAUGAUCUCCCUCCCCACUCUCCUCCAUCUCCUGAUUCCCAAUUUCUUCAUUCAACUCUUAGAUUGAUCUGUUGCGAAGAAAUCGAUGGCCGUCGAUUUAAGUAUGUCGCUGAGAGCGAUGGUUCUGGGAGAUUCAAAAAGAAUUCAGUUCGUGCUAUUAGCUUGGAGUCUCCUCAGACUCCUUUUGAUGAAGUGGGUUCGUUUCUUAGAUCUUACGUUGUACCUGAAGGCUUUCCUGGGAGUGUUAAUGAGUCUUAUGUUCCCUAUAUGACUUGGAGAGCUUUGAAACAUUUCUUUGGUGGAGCUAUGGGUGUGUUUACUACUCAAACUCUUCUUAAUUCUGUUGGAGCUUCAAGAAAUAGUUCUGCUUCUGCUGCUGUUGCCAUCAAUUGGAUUCUCAAGGAUGGUGCUGGGCGUGUUGGAAAAAUGCUUUUUGCGAGGCAGGGAAAGAAAUUUGAUUAUGAUUUGAAACAGUUACGGUUUGCUGGUGAUCUUUUAAUGGAGCUGGGUGCUGGGGUAGAGUUGGCGACGGCUGCAGUUCCACACCUUUUUCUUCCACUAGCUUGUGCUGCUAAUGUUGUUAAGAAUGUUGCAGCUGUAACAUCAACGUCUACUCGUACACCGAUCUAUAAAGCCUUUGCUAAAGGAGAAAACAUAGGAGAUGUCACUGCUAAAGGAGAGUGUGUUGGUAAUAUUGCAGACCUGAUGGGAACUGGGUUUAGCAUCCUGAUAUCCAAAAGAAAUCCUUCGUUGGUCACAACAUUUGGUCUUCUAUCAUGUGGCUAUCUCAUGAGCUCGUACCAAGAGGUUAGAUCUGUAGUACUGCAUACACUAAACCGUGCGAGAUUUACAGUAGCAGUGGAGUCCUUUCUUAAGACGGGGCGGGUUCCCUCACUGCAGGAAGGUAAUAUCCAAGAAAAGAUAUUCACUUUUCCAUGGGUGGAUGAUCGGCCAGUGAUGCUUGGAGCCAGAUUUAAGGAUGCAUUCCAAGACCCCAGCACAUAUAUGGCUGUAAAGCCUUUUUUCGAUAAAGAAAGAUACAUGGUGACAUACAGUCCUACCAAGGCUAAAGUCUAUGCACUGCUCAAGCAUCAGGCUAACUCAGAUGACAUUCUCAAAGCGGCAUUUCAUGCACAUGUGCUUCUUCAUUUUAUGAAUCAAUCAAAAGAUGGUACCCCAAGAUCGGUGGAGCAAUUAGAUCCAGCUUUUGCUCCUACGGAAUAUGAACUCGAGUCUCGUAUUGCUGAGUCGUGUGAAAUGGUUUCCACAUCAUAUGCCAUCUUCAAGAGCAGGGCUGCAGAACAGGGUUGGAGAAUGUCAGAAUCUCUGCUUAAUCCUGGCCGGGCUAGGUUAUGUCAUAUGAAGGAGGAGGAGUAGGCAUACAUCGCUUGGUGAGGCUGGUCAUCGACCUGAAUCGGCUUUUAUAGUUAUUUCCCUGUCACACUCUAAAUUUUGCUGUUUUGGUUUCAUGUAGAAAAAACAGGUUUUGGUUGGUACACGUUUUAUUAACCAUGCUGUAAAAAAUAGAAAAUAUGUAGCAUU